AUGCUAAAAUAUGAUGAAAUAGCUGGCCAUGGGGAUGAGGUUCUCAGGUAUAUUUUCAAUUUUGAUUCUAUGACUUUUAAACCGCUGAGUAUAAAUUAUGAAUUUGAUGAAAUUAAUCGACUUUGUGACUCUAUUAUUGAUAAAAUAAAUAAAAGAAUAUCGACACCGAAUAGCAACAUUAUCUUGGCUGGAGCUUCUUCCGAGCACUCAAGUGAAAGUGCUACUAUGAAGCUGCUUGGUGUAAGUGCUUUAUUGAUCUUACUCCCCCCCAUCCUUGAUCGAACGAUUGACUGUAAAAAUUCCUAAAAAUUGGAGAAAUUAACCCCCAUCAUUGAUCGAACGAUUUUCAUAUCAUGCAAAUUUUUAUAUAUAAAAAGUAUAUUAUUUAUCAAAAGCUUGGGAAGAUGUACAUAAUGAAGUUAUUUUCAGAGCUUUGAGAUGACAGAAAGCUGCGGAAUCAACCAUCCGAAGUGAUUUAAUCAUCAACCUAGGCUUAAAAACUCAAUAAUCUAAUAAAAUAGAGAUUCUUUAAAAUUUUUAAAAAAAAAAUUAAUUUAAUAUGAACAAAUUAAAAUUUAUACAGUUUAAAAGGGUAACUAAUAAAUCAAAAAUUAAAAAAUUGGUAUUUUAUGAAAUUAAUUCAAUUUUUAGCUGUAAAAAUAAUUAUUAAAUACUCUUAACCCUCUUAUUUAAAAGUAAAUAAAAAAAAAAUAUAUAUAUAUAUAUUUUUUAUUUUAUAUAUAAAAUUGUUUUCCCAAAAAAUUUUUUUUAACCCCCAUACUUGAUCGAACGAUGACGAGUCGUUCGAUCAAGGAUGGGGGGGGAGUUAGUUUUUUUUAUUUUUGUUAUUUUAGACGCUUAUUAUCUGGAUGACAAAGUCCUGACUGAAAUUGGAAUUCUUUUGAUUUCAGUAUGCCUCUUGAUUCAUCUUGUUAUCUUAUUGUUUGAUGGGAAGUUCUCCCAUACAGAUAAAAAAAGAGUUGUAGAUGAAAAGCUUAUUCUGAAGUCUAUCAAAACAUGAUGUGCGGAAAUUAUUUCUAGUCAAAAUAAAUCUCUAAUCCCCCUUCCUGAGCGAACAAAACCAUUGGGAAAUCCCUAUUUUUCGCAAGCGAAAAAAAAUUUGAUAGUUAUUAUAUGAAAUCUCUAGCUAAUUCUGUUUAAUUUUAGACAGCUUGUAUCUUAAAACAUAAAUUUUACAAAUUAAACUAAUAUUGGUUUCCAAUUAUUUCGAAUUGGGAUUUUUUUUGAAUUUCGAAAAGAAAAUUUACUAUAAAAUUUAUAUAUAAAUUUUUUAAAAAAAAGAAUUAACUCCCUUCUUGAGCGAACAAAAAAGUUUUGUUUACUCACGUAUGGGAAGUAAGAGGAAACGGUUUUUGCCUUGUAUUGAGUGAGGACGGAAAUAAAAUUUUUGUUUUGAGAUCGUGCAACGAAAAGCGUGAUACAAACUUAGAGGAGUCACUAGAUAUUUCAGGUUAA
This is a messenger RNA of Blepharisma stoltei, 1476 nucleotides long. Lineage: Eukaryota; Ciliophora; Heterotrichea; Heterotrichida; Blepharismidae. The record is from the annotation of a GenBank genome assembly.